UUUCCAAGCGACAGAGAUCAACAGAGACACAGAAACAAAGAGUUCUCGUAUAGGUUAUGGAAUGGAAAGAGAGCUAAACCUGAAAAGCCUGAAUACACACCCAAGUACCUCAUCUCAGCGUAGAAACAUUAUUGCUGUGGAGUAGGAGACCAAAAAAAGUGUGAUGACGUAGGCAUGUGCGUGUGUGCCCCGGUCACUCACAGCUCCUUCUAAUUUGACCAGAGGAGAGCUGGCCUAGCAGAGGAAACAGCUCAGCUGUUUUUUUGCAUAUUACAGGGUGAAGUCCUAGUACAGCUCAAAUCCUUGGAGCAUAAAUGGAUUCAGAACAGAAAAAUCCCACCAGCUCUUCAUGCUGUUCCAUGAAAAGUGACAACUCAAAAGAAGAAUCUUUAUUUUUCAGCAAGGGUGAAAGGAACGUAAUUCCAUCUGGAACAAUGCUCCCCGAUAGUGGACUACAGGAAAAAACUGCAGACUGUGACCUCAGACUACCACCACUAAUUGAAGACUGGACCAGAGAACAUGUGAAAGAUUGGCUGGUGAUUACACUUAGGGUACCGAAUUAUGUUGCACAGAGCCUCUAUGAACAAGAGUUUUCAGGGGCUUGCUUGGCCUCCUUUGAAAAACAAGACUUGUUAGACUUAGGUGUUCCACUUGCUCCAGCAAUACAAAUUAUUAGACAAGUUGCGAAAUUAAGGAGGAAUUCAGAAACAUUUAAUUUAAGUGCAAGAUUAUCAAAAAGUUAUUAUACUGAUGAAUUUGUUGAAACUAAAACAGUGUCAUCAGAUUCGGGAAUCCAAAGCGAAAGCUCUGUAUUUGUUGAAGACACAUUUCAGACAGGAAGAGACAGAAUUAGAUCAGUAACAGAUCAAAACACAAAGAUCCAUGCACAGUUUGAUAAUGAAAUUAUUGACAACACAACAGAGCUACAACUUAGGCGACCAAUGUCUCAAAUUCGUCCCUUUGACAAAAAUAUUUUCUCCACAAUCUACACGGAAAAUGAAAUUUUUCCACCUGCAGCUGGUCCAACUAAUCUCCUCGACCCAAUCCACGAGUACCAACUUCUGCCUAAUGCAUCUGAAGCUGAUGAAAGAGAAAUCUUAUAUGAAUUCACAAGGGAAGUGUUUAGCUUUGCUGCAAGCUGCAUGAAUUCACGAACCAAUGGAACUAUUCAUUUUGGGGUUAACAACCAACAAGGACCACAACAUGGUCAGGUUAUUGGACACACAAUCACCUCUUUCAAUAAGUAUAUUGAGGCAUUUAAAUUAUCAGUGAGUGAAUAUUUUGACGAACAACAUGUAAACGCUGCUAGAAUGUGCGUCAGACCUCCUACUUUUAUACAAGUUUGCAAUCAAGAUGGAACAACUUCAGACAAAUGGGUUGUUGAGGUUGAUGUAGUUCCAACAUAUUCAGAGACUCAGCACAUUCUUUUUUAUACUCAACUGAGUAUUACAACAGCAGAAACAAGUCAGCAAUGCAAAACUGACUGCCUCUUCGUCAGGGAUGGCCCAAGGUCAAUCAACAUUUUAGCAGACACAAACCAUCGGGUGGUUCAAGAGGAAAUGAAAAGCUUGACAGAGAAAGUGAAGCACUGGGCAUCAGCACGCAAGUCAGCAGAAGAAAAGAAUGAGAAACUCCAACCACAAGGCCACCAGGGCCAAAGACUAAAGCAGCUCAUAACCCGUGGAAGAGAUUCUUUUGAUAAUUCCCUGCAAGUCAUUGCAGUUACUGACAAAUGCCAUUCAAGUCAACUGGAGCACUUAGAUUUUCUAAGUGAGAUGAAGUUGUUUGUUGUUCUUGAGUUUGACCCAGAAUCUGAUGUAAAUGGAACAUGCAGUUUUUACAGAAGACACCACACAGCCAAUCUGCACUACCCACGAAUGUAUACCACUCAAGACAGUUUGACUGCAACCAUUAGAAAGCUAAACUUGUUUAAACAAACAAGCUGGAUUUUCUGCAAUGGAAAGGUAAAUGAAGAUAGUGAGGCAGACAAGCCUCUCGCACCCAGUGAAUGGCUUAAGAGACGCUCUGGUGAUAUCAGCAACUUGAUAUCUCUGCUUUGUAAGACAGAUUUGCUUUCCAAGGAUAGACUCCUGGUGAUAUUUAUUCUUCACUCUGCAGAAACUGACAUCUCAAGCCCUCUUCUGGAGACAUUCUGUGCCAUCUAUCGCACGCUAGAAGGAGCUGAUAAUAUUGUGUGCAUAUGCAAAGAUGCCAAUAUAUUCACUGAGUGGAAAAGGCUGGUUGAGUAUCGGUGUAAGGAAGACAUCACCAGUAAAUGCAUUUAUGAGCUAAGUCUGAAUGAAAUUUCCAGCACCAUCAAAAAACUCAAAGAACCUCAAACACAGUCCUCCCAGAGAUACUUGCCAUCCACUGGCUCAAGCUCAGUCCAACUGACAAGAAAAGAUGAAGAGCUUUUCACUGCUUUGGACAUCUUGUGUGAAAAUGAAUGUGAGAACACAGAAAUUGAAACAAUGGAUUCUUUUCAAGAGUUUAAGAAGAAAACAGAGGAAGAUUUUUACAGAGGAGGACAAGUUACAUGGUGGAAUUUUUACCUUUCUGAGCAGACUGGGAGUCUGCCUUUCAUCAAGCGAGACAAAUACAAUGAGCUAUAUGACUUGAUCACACCUGUUCAAGGCUACACAUCUCUUUGUGUAGUAAUAAAUCUAUUCCAUCACCCAGGAUGUGGUGGAACAACUUUAGCAAUGCAUGUCCUUUGGAACCUAAGAAGAAAAUUCAGAUGUGCUGUUGUUAAAAACAACAUGGAAAGUAAUAAGGAAAUUGCCACCCAAGUCAUGAAUCUUAUGAUAUAUGGCAAACAAGAACAGCCAGGUUAUGUCCCUGUUCUUCUCUUGGUGGACAACUGGGAAGAUGUAACAGACCUAAAACAGUGCAUGAAUGUUGCCAAUAAUAGAAAACAACUUAACAGUCCCAUGGUAAUUAUACUGAACUGUGAGAGGACCCAGUUUCCUGAUGAGAGCUCCAGAAACAGACACUCUGAAAAUGUGUUCAUCAUGAACCAGUUGUCAACUAAAGAGCAGAAUUUGUUUUCUGAAAAACUUGAACAGCUCAAAAUUGACCACAAGAAGCCCGAAACCUUCUAUGCCUUCAUGAUCAUGACAAAUAACUUCAGUGAGACGUACAUUAGAGAUCUGGUGAGCAAUACUGUUAAAGAUCUUGACACUACUACCCAACAGGGUCAAUUAUUAUCCUUCCUAGCUUUGCUGAACACCUAUGUCAAUGGAUCCUACAUGUCCUUGUCUCUGUGUGAAGAACUAGUGGGCAUAAAGGAUGCCCUGUACAAGCGAGAAACUCUUGAUGACAAAAUGAAACCCUAUUCCACACUGCUGAUAACCUUCAGGAUCGAAGAACAUGGCACCUAUCAAGCAGUGCGAUUCUUGCACCAGAUGAUUGCAAGUAUGUGUCUUAAAGUUAUUAAUCAAAAACAUAAACUUUCUCUGUCUGAGAUAACCAUCAACAUUUUGCACGGUGACAGAGUUUACAAGUCAUGCAUGGGAAAGGAUUUUCUGGUCCAAAACAUUCAGAGCAUGCUCAUCACACGCCACAGAAAAGAACAAGGAGAUGACAAAGACACGCAGUUUUCCCCUUUAAUUGAAGAAAUAUAUGCUGAGGAAGGACCUGACAAAACCAAAGAAGUCUUAGAAAGAGCCACAGUGAGGUUUGACAGAAGUGCAACACUGCCGCAAGCACUGGCAAGAUACUUCUGCUUGAAAGAAGAAGACUUCACAUCAGCCCUGCAUUGGGCUUUGGAUGCACAAAGUAAAAACCAAAAUUCCUACAUUGCAGAUACAGUUGGACAAGUUUAUAAGACCAACCUCAAAAAGAAAAUCCAAAAUUGUGUAACUCCUGAAGAAUAUGAUGAAUGCCUAAUAUUGGGUGUCAAAGCUGUAAAAGCAUUCCAGGAGUCACAGGAGCUUGCUAAAAGAGAUGAACAAGUAGAUCCUUUUGAUCUGCAUAGCAGAAAGAGAUCAAAAUCCUACAAUACAUCAGGCUAUGUUGGAGAGACAGAAGUAAUGAUUAUCCUUCUUGACAAAAUUAAAGAUCUUCCACUCUCUGUCAGUGGCAGAUAUAAAAGAGAUAAAAUGCUUCAGUUUCUCAAAGGGCACCUUGAAGAGAAAAAUCUAUAUGAUUACAGCAACACAACUACCAAUGAAUAUGUACGUGUUCUGGCAGAACACAAGAAAUUUCUUGUCUCCUUGAGGCCAAGGCUGAAAGAAAUGUUCAGUUUUUUUGAGAAUUAUUUUACAUACCUGAAGCCUAGGUCAAAGCAAAAGGAAAUGGCUGAUGAAAGAAAUAAACAAAAAGUAGAUGAGCACUUCAGCACGUACAUCCAAGUCUUCAGUAGUUCAGAGGAGGAGAAAGCAUCCGAAAAGGCCAGAAACCCCAAUCUAAGUCUCAGGCAGGAAAUACUGGACCAGAAGUUAAACCUGGAAACAAAGCGUGCAGACACAUUUGCUGGAAUUUUGCAGCUUUGCUUGAAAGAUAAACCAAAUCGAGAUGAAAUGGAGGACAUUGUCAAAAAAUGGACUUUUAUCUAUGAAAAUUCAUCAUUUGUCUCAGAUACAGUAAACUUCAUUUUGGCAAACAUAGUCUUGCACAGCAUCAAGCCGUCUUCAAAGUUGGUGAAAAAAUAUGAAGAGCUGGUUGAACUUCUGAAUGAGGAACUGCAAAAAGCGGGCACCCGUUCAAAUCUAACAGAACUGUACUACCUCUCCAUGCUGCUCCUGUGGCCUACAAAAGACAAAAAGCUCGAAAGCUUUGCAGCAUACCAAAAUAUCAGCACAUAUAUCACAGCAGCCAAGAAAUCCUUCCAUCAGCGCUUCUCUUACAUGUUUCCAGCAAGGAGUACUAUAGCUCAUUUCUUUCUUGGAAAGUCCAGUGGACUAAAGCGAAUAGUUUCUAAAGCAAAACUUGAUCAAAUUCUGCUUCGUGUUUUAAAGCAAGACUCUUCCAGCAGUGAGAGUACUCAUUCAAGAAAUCUGCACCAUCUUUGGCAGAGUGGUGCGGCAUGGAACCAGCCAGAGGUGCAGAGGGAGCUGUUAAGGAUCAAAGGAAAAUCAGAAAAUGGUGAAAUUUAUGUUAACUUUGGAGCCAACCUAAAAAUAUUGGUGCGCCCAGUUUACCUGGGUGAUAUUCGAAGUGGAUACAGUCAGGAGGAAGUAUCCUUUUACCUUGGAUUCACUAUGGAAAGCCCUGUGGCCUAUGAUGUUAAGUAUGUAAAAAACUAGUGAAUGUAAAAACACAAUGUGCUAGGUUAAGACUGUUUCCUUGUCUGGCAACAGAAAUGGCAACAUGGGAAGAAGACACAAGAGGAAAGGCUCAUUAGAGAGUAAAAUGGCUAAAAUAGUGAAAUAGGCAAAUUUUACAGUGUCAUAAAUACUUACAAAAGUUUCUUUGGGGUAUCAUACAUAUUUUUAUGUUCAGUACUGGGCUGAUCACCGCUGUUGUUGGUGGAAAAAUUUACCCGGUCAAACAAUCCAAAAAUAAUAUGGCAAUGUGUGACAUUUGAUUGUUUAGGAAGAGGAGAAAGUUGUAGGAGUGAAACUGGCGGGAGAGAGCGAUCGAUAUUGAUAUCAAGUUUUAAGACCAGAGAGAUUUAGUGUGUUUGCAGUGUAAUUAGUGUGUAGUGUGGUCAUUUUUGUUUUGUGUGUCAAAACAAUGAGAGCACUACUGAAUAUCUCAGUUGCCAGCCAAAAGUCACCAAAGGUAAAUUACAAUGUAAACGCUGUGUCCAGGUCUGCAGGUUUUAGCCCCGUGGUGUGCUCCUCUGUCUUGUGGUGAACAGUAACAAUUUUUCGACUGGCACAAAUAAUUUGUAUGGUAUAAUAUUGUGACGUGUAAUUGUUCUGUAAUUUUCAUCUUAGUAGUAGUUUUAAACCGUUGUACAAAAACACACCUGAGGCAUUGGCUGCAUUUUUAGGUAAAUAGUUGCAUAUAACUUAGCUGUUUGAAAAACAUGUACAUGAUUUUAUUUAAAAUUUUUAUUUGCAUUCCAAGUUAUAAAAAUGAUUCAUUAAACAUGUUUAUGGUUUU
Neolamprologus brichardi is the source of this 6051-nucleotide messenger RNA. Lineage: Eukaryota; Metazoa; Chordata; Actinopteri; Cichliformes; Cichlidae. The record is from RefSeq and is a predicted model, not a curated record.